Messenger RNA from Rhizoctonia solani, 2178 nucleotides. Its product is annotated as nuclear pore complex protein Nup85. The record is from RefSeq and is a predicted model, not a curated record. Gene Ontology annotation, biological process: protein import into nucleus; mRNA export from nucleus; positive regulation of DNA-templated transcription. Gene Ontology annotation, cellular component: nuclear pore outer ring. The transcript has 12 exons. The coding region runs from base 1 to 2178 and encodes 725 amino acids. Gene Ontology annotation, molecular function: structural constituent of nuclear pore. Lineage: Eukaryota; Fungi; Basidiomycota; Agaricomycetes; Cantharellales; Ceratobasidiaceae.
AUGUCUGCGCUUGCACUUCAGCCGCACUUAAUCUCAGUUGGAGGGCUUGACGAUUUUCAGAGCUCUCAACAUACAUUUGCCGCCUCGAUUUCUCCUCGAGGUAAUAGUAUAGUAGCUCACGCGUCGUCGAAAGCGCCUCAAGCUCCAACAAAGAAGAGACUACCGGCUGACAGUUUAUUAUACUUUGCAUCUUGGGAUCACAUCCCCGAGUCCACAGUCGAGUUUUACUGUGAUACGUAUCUGACCUUCACAACGAUUCAAAAUAUCGCAAAAUCUCUAAAAAACGACUCUGCUACACAGUUACUAUCAGAGGAGCAAAUCACCAACUACUAUAGUCGUUCUAUUGAACAAUACAUCAACGAUGCCAAAAAACAGAUAACUUCACUUGCUUCACAAGAUCCACUCCCGCCAACCUAUCCUACAUAUGUUAGCAUACUCGAAACCUUGCAGCUUGUUCAAACAGUUUAUGCCCCACACGGGGGCCAGAUCAAUGGCCUGAUAGGAGAACAGCUACUUCAAUGGCUCAAUACAUCUCAUACUGUCCCCGCUACCGCCGAGCUAAUUCGGCUUUCGGCACUACCUGAACCUUGGUCAGAUCCUGAUUUCUGGCCCACACUAAAUAAAUGUGUUCUUCGUGGACUUUCCACAUCUGCUCUUGGAUUUCUCCGCCGAGUCGCUUCGAAUCAUCCAAGUACCGUAUUGCGAACUUUUAUACGGGACUCGCUCGUUCCUGUUCUUGAAACACAUCCUCGUAGCAGCGAAUUUCAACGCGAGUCUGGAUUCUUGGCUGCCCAUUCGCGAUGGCGUGAGCGUGUAGCCGAGGUUCGCAUGGCUCUUGAUAGGGCUGUUGAUACCGAUUCCGGAGAGGCCGACGAGGACGAGUGGUCACGAUGGGUUGAUGAGUUACUGGGAGUUAUCGAAGGUGAUGAUGGUGUUGUAUUCGCCUUAUGUAACGAGGCUGUGGAAGAUGGUUGGGGGUUCCGUGAAGUGAUUGGCGUCUGGGGUGUUUGGGUUGAUGUCGGGCUGAAGCGAACGCAAUUGGCUAAGGUUGUGGAGAGGGUUGCGGAGGAGAUGCCUCCGGACCCAACCGUGCCUGUACAGGAGCUGCACCGAGCUAUACUUGCUAUGGAGGAAUUGGAGGCAUUGGAAAUCGCUGCACAAGUCGACCCAUGGUUGGCUGCACAUCUCGCGGAUAUUUUUGAAAAGGUAGAAACAUUGGACCCACAAGACGAGAUUGCCCAGACCUAUGGAAUGAGCAUUCGAGAUCAUUUCGUGCUAUCCUACGCCGAACAUCUUCAUUCUGAUCCAACUCUGUUCGAGAUCGAACUAGAAUAUAUGGGACGGUGCGGUGCUAUUGGCCGAGAGCGGAUUGCGGCCGUGAUUUGCCAUAUUCCGGUUAUACCACCUCCCACAGAUCCCAAGGUUUCAGAAAAGUCCUUAUCUCGGCUCAAAUCCCUGGGAGUAGACGAUCAAGGGCUGCCCCUUGCUCCACGCAUAGUGGACGCGGGGAUGUGGGAGGGAUGCGAUCGCGUUGAUAAAUUGCUCAGUGUAUGUGAUCAAUUCGCAUUACGCGACGAGUCGCGUGAGAUCUGCAAGAUUGUGGCUCAACACUUGACUCGGACAAAAAGCUAUGGGCUAGCGAUAUCCUAUUCUGCGUUUGCCCAGGAUGUACGAGGGGUGGGGCGUAUUGCGACACUUCUUCUCGAGGAAUAUGUUCAAAAUGGCGAGUUUGCUCGGCAGCAUUUGUACAUGAGAGUUAAUGCCACGGACCCAAUUUCUGCUCGGCUUCAAUUUGUUGCUCGAUUCGCCGACUUUCACACAUUUUCGGAGGACGGUGCAAAGGGAGAAGCUGUACGCCUAUUGGUGCGCAUGUUGGAUAGGUCGAUCGUUCCAAGAGCCUGGCAAGCUGUGGUAUUACUUGACGCUGCGAGUUUGCUCGAAGGUUCGGAUGAGGAGCUGCUUAUCACGACCGAUGAUGCAUACGAAUUGCUCCGAUACCUCCAAAACAUCUACACCCAGGCGGCACUCGGAGCUGGCUCAGACUAUCUAGAAGUUCUUGCACGAAUAACAAUGCGAGGCAAGGGAAACACAGCCGAAACGGAAGCACUUCAGUCUCUAGAUAUCGUUCGAUUGGUUCUUGCUCGCUAUCUCGCGCGCUGCACGGUUCAGCGGUUCUGA